This is a messenger RNA of Monodelphis domestica (gray short-tailed opossum), 801 nucleotides long. Lineage: Eukaryota; Metazoa; Chordata; Mammalia; Didelphimorphia; Didelphidae. The record is from RefSeq and is a predicted model, not a curated record.
AUGCCCCCGGAGACAGCAGCUUCCUCCCCCGGCAAGGCGCGGGAGCUCGGGGGCUCAGCGGGGCGGGAAGUAGAUGCCCGGCCCGCCUACGAGGAAGGCGGCCGAGACGGAGGCCGGGCCGGGGGCGGUGGUGACGGUGGUGGCGUGCUCUUCUCCCCCUCCCUACGCCUAGUCCCUGGGCUCGCGGCCACUUACCCGGGCAGCGGCGGCGGCGACAGCGGCGGCGUCAGGCCCAGGCUCGGCCGCUCACUAAGUCCCCAGCGCCGGCAGCGGGAGCCACAACAUGGCGACGGCGGUGGCGGGCGGGGCUGCGGCUCCGGGGGCGGAGCGGGGGCGGGAGCCGGACGGGCGGCGGGCCCUGGCUGGGGCGGCCCGGCGGGGAGGGACGUCGAGCGGGAGGAGGGAAGCGAAAGGACAGCAGGGAAGCAGGCCGGCUGGCGGGCGGGCCGCCCACUCCCAACCAGGGUGCCCGGCCGCCCAGCAUCUGCUUGGCCGCGUAAGGGCCGCCCCGGGCCUAGGCCCCGGCCUCCCCAUGCCGCGGCCCGACCCGGCCCUGCCCGCUGGGGCCCGGCUCGGAGGCCGCGCUACACCCCGCCGCCGCCGCCGCCGCCGGGGACGCUGGGGAGCCAGGCCCGGCUGCGCACACUCCGACGGCCGCGCGCACUGCCUCCCCGGGCCGCGAGCCAGCCCCCCGCCCCUCCGGACACGGACCCAGGCACUGGCGUACACGCGCAUAGGCGCGCCCCCCGGGACCCUGCUGAGGCACCAACCUGUUGCUCCUUGGAAGGCAGCCGUCGCUGA